AGACGCUUGAAGAAAAGCUGCCUUCCAAGAAGACGACAUGCUCUCGGCAACCCCCCUGUAUGGGAACGUGCACAGCUGGGUGAGCAGCGAACGGGUCCGCAUGUGCGGGAUCAACGAAGACAGGAAAAUUCCUGUAAAUGACGGUGACGCUUCAAAGGCCAGACUGGAACUGAGGGAAGAAAAUCCCUUGAACCACAACGUGGUGGACGCGACCACUGCCCAUCGGAUCGAUGGCCUGACGGCGCUGAGUAUGGACCGCACCGGCCUCAUUCGGGAAGGGCUGCGGGUCCCGGGCAACAUCGUGUAUUCCAGCCUGUGCGGGCUGGGCUCCGAGAAAGGCCGGGAGGCCGCUGCCAGCUCCCUCGGCGGUCUCGGGUUUUCUUCCGAAAGAAACCCAGAGGUGCAGUUCAAACCCAACACCCCCGAGACGGUGGAGGCCUCCGCUGUCUCCGGAAAAGCCCCCAAUGGCUUCAGUGCCAUCUACAAAACGCCACCCGGAAUACAAAAAGGCGCGGUGCCCCCCGCAGAGGCGCUGGGCUUGGACCGGCCGGCCGGCGACAAGCAGAGCCCUCUCAACAUCAACGGUGCUAGCUACCUGCGGCUGCCCUGGGUCAACCCCUACAUGGAGGGGGCCACGCCAGCCAUCUACCCUUUCCUGGACUCGCCAAACAAGUACCCCCUGAACAUGUACAAGGCCUUGCUACCUCAGCAGUCCUACAGCCUGGCCCAGCCGCUCUACUCCCCGGUCUGCACCAACGGGGAGCGCUUCCUCUACCUGCCGCCGCCCCACUACGUCAGCCCCCACAUCCCCUCGUCCCUGGCUUCGCCCAUGAGGCUCUCGACGCCUUCGGCCUCCCCGGCCAUCCCCCCGCUGGUCCACUGUGCCGACAAGAGCCUGCCCUGGAAGAUGGGCGUCAACCCCGGGAGCCCCGUCGAUUCCCACGCCUACCCCCCUGCCCGGGGACGCGGCGCUCCUGCUGCCGCCCUCGCCUCGGCCUUCACCCCGGGUGCACCUGCCCUCGCAGCCCACGGUGGACACCUACCCCGAGUUCCACAAGCAUUACGGCCGGAUCUCCACGUCGCCCUCCGUCACCCUGUCGAAGCCAUACAUGACGGUCAGCGGAGACUUCCCGGUGGCCCGGCUCUCCAAGUACCCGAAGGUGGCAGAGGGGGCGGACAGCACGCAGCCGGUGCCCGGGCACCCUCGGAAAACGGCAAAGACGCGGGCUCCCCUCCUCUCUUGGAGAAGCAGACGAUUACCAAAGACGUCACCGAUAAGCCGCUGGACUUGUCCUCGAAGGUGGUGGACGCAGACGCGUCCAAAGCCGAGCACGUGAAGAAGAUGGCUCCCACGGUGCUAGUGCACAGCAGAGCCGCCAGUGGCCUCGUGCUGGCCGGGGGCGAGCUGCCCAAGGAAACCUUAUCCCCUCCGGGCAGCGGCUGCGCUAUCUAUAGGUCUGAGAUCAUCAGCACGGCGCCCUCGUCCUGGGUGGUGCCCGGGCCCAGCCCCAGCGAGGAGAACAAUGGCAAGGGCCUGCCGCUCAAAAACAAGGCCUUGGACUGGGCCAACCCAGACCCCAGCUUCAAAGCGAGCGAGAAUGGCCUCCCGCCCAGCUCCAUCUUCCUCUCUCCGAACGAGGCGUUCAGGUCCCCACCCAUCCCCUACCCCAGGAGCUACCUCCCCUACCCGGCGCCCGAGGGCAUUGCCAUCAGCCCCCUCUCCUUACACGGCAAGGGACCGGUCUACCCUCACCCGGUCUUGUUGCCCAACGGCAGUCUCUUUCCUGGGCACCUGGCGCCCAAGCCCGGCCUGCCCUAUGGGCUGCCCACCGGCCGGCCGGAGUUUGUGACCUACCAGGACGCGCUGGGGUUGGGCAUGGUGCAUCCCAUGUUGAUACCUCACACGCCCAUAGAGAUCGCGAAGGAGGAGAAGCCGGAGAGGAGGUCCCGGUCCCACGAGAGAGGCCGCUACGAGGACCCCACCCUCCGGAGCCGCUUCGAUCUGCUGGAAGCGAGCAGCACGAAGUUACACCCAGACGUUCCAGCCGACAAGAGCCUGAAGCCCAGCGCCGGCUGGAAUCAAGGCAAAACGGUCAUCAAGAGCGACAAGCUCGUCUAUGUGGACCUCCUUCGGGAAGAGUCAGACACUAAACCUGACACGAACAUGUCCAAAGCCGGCUUCACCGCCGACGGCAUCAGCCAGACCCCUGAGCCCGCCAAGCCCGCGGCUGAGCCGGCCCUGCAGUCACACCGCGACUUCAUGGCCCUGAGAGAGGAGCUGGGGCGCAUCAGUGACUUCCACGAAGCUUAUGCCUUCAAGCAGGCCGCGGGCCAGGCCGUCUUCAGCUUAAGCAAGGAGGGCGCUCCAGCGGGCCCCAGCAAGGAGAGCCUGGGGGUGCCGGUCUCCGCCUCGUUCCUGGAGCCGACACUCGGGAGCGAUGGCCCUGCUGUAACUUUUGGUAAAACCCCAGAGGACCCCAAACCAUUUUGUGUGGGCGGUGCCCCACCCAGUGUGGACGUCACCCCCACCUAUACCAAAGAUGGAGCUGACGAGGCAGAAUCUGAUGGCAAAGUGCUGAAGCCGAAGCCGUCGAAGCUGGCCAAGAGAAUCGCCAACUCCGCUGGUUACGUGGGUGACAGAUUCAAGUGUGUCACCACCGAACUGUACGCAGAUUCCAGUCAGCUGAGCCGGGAGCAGCGGGCCCUGCAGAUGGAAGGAUUACAAGAGGACAGUAUUUUAUGUCUACCCGCUGCUUACUGUGAGCGUGCAAUGAUGCGCUUCUCAGAGUUGGAGAUGAAAGAGAGAGAAGGUGGCCACCCAACAACCAAAGACUCCGAGGCGUGCAAGUUCAGCCCUGCAGAGUGGGAAAGCUUGAAAGGAAAUCAGGACAAAAAGCCAAAGUUGGUCGCCCUGGAGGAGGCCAUUGCUGACCAGAAUGACAGUGAGCGAUGUGAAUAUGGUGUUGGAAACAAACACGACCCUUUCGAGCCCCCGGAGAACAAGGACCUGCCCCUGGAGAAGUACUUUGUGGUUAUUUCUCCAUUAGAUGACUGGCCUGAGAGGGAAAUGACAAACAGUUCCUCUAACCACUUAGAAGACCCACAUUAUAAUGAGCUGACCAACCUGAAGGUGUGCAUUGAAUUAACAGGGCUGCAUCCUAAAAAGCAACGCCACUUGCUGCACCUUAGAGAACAGUGGGAGCAGCAGGUGUCGGCAGCAGACAGCAAACCUGGCCGGCAGGGCAGGAAGGAAGUGACCCAGGCCAGUCAGCCUGAGGCCACAGCCCAGGGCAAUAGCCUCUCCGAAGAGAAGCCUGGCAGGAAAAGGGCAGAGACCAGAGGCAACAGAAGCUGGGCGGAAGAGGCCCUCAAGUGCAGUGACAAUGAGCAAGGUCUGCCUGUGUUCGCCGCCUCUCCGCCCAUGAAGGGCCUUUCAUCCCCCAAUGCGAGCGGCAAAAAGCAGACUCAGCCAAGCUGCACGCCAGCCUCGAGGCCGCCUGCCAAACAUCCGAAAAUUAAAGAAAACCCGAAGACAGAUGUGCUGUGCACGGACGAGGAGGAGGACUGCCAGGCCGCGCUGCUGCAGAAAUACACCGACGGCGAGAAGCCAUCCGGGAAGAGGCUGUGCAAGACCAAGCACCUGAUCCCGCAGGAGCCGCGGCGCCUGCCGCUGCCCGGGGACUACUACGUGGACAACGCUGACGGCAAGGUGACCGUCAGGAGAGUCCGAAAGCGGCCCGAGUCCAGCUCCGACUACGAUCUGUCCCCGGCCAAGCAGGACCAGAAGCCCUUUGACCGUUUGCAGCAACUGCUACCCGCGUCGCAGUCCUCCCAGCUGCCCCGCUCCAGCUCCCCACCCGAGGCCACGCAGUCGCGCCCCAUGCCCCCCGAGGCACGGAGGCUGAUUGUCAACAAGAACGCAGGCGAGACCCUCCUGCACUUCCAUGACUCUCCUAUCUCAGGAGGAAAUGGACACGAGGAGAAGUUCAAGGGUGCAUUGUGUGGCGGGCUGACGGCGGUCCCCCUUCGCUCCCCGCAGGAGGUGGUCUUGUACUGCUUGGAGAAUAAGAUUUGUGACGUUAACCACCGCGACAAUGCCGGAUACUGUGCCCUGCAUGAAGCCUGUGCCAGGGGGUGGCUGAACAUCGUGCGACACCUUCUUGAAUACGGUGCUGAUGUCAACUGCAGUGCCCAGGACGGAACCAGGCCCCUCCACGAUGCGGUCGAGAACGACCACCUGGCGAUCGUCCGCCUGCUCCUCUCCUAUGGUGCUGACCCCACUCUGGCUACGUACUCAGGUAGAACCAUCAUGAAGAUGACGCACAGCGAACUCAUGGAAAGGUUUCUAACAGACUAUUUGAAAGACCUGCAGGGCCGCAACGAUGAGGACUCCAGCAGCUUCUGGGAGUUUUACGGCAGCUCCGUGUGUGAGCCGGACGAUGAAAGUGGAUAUGACGUGUUAGCGAACCCCCCGGGGCCAGAGGACCUGCAGGAGGAUGACGAGGCCUACAGUGAUGUGUUCGAAUUUGAGUUUUCAGAAAGCCCCCUCUUACCGUGUUACAACGUCCAAGUGUCUGUCGCUCAGGGGCCUCGCAACUGGCUGCUGCUGUCGGACGUGCUGAAGAAGCUGAAGAUGUCCUCCCGGAUCUUCCGCUGCAACUUCCCCAACGUGGAGAUCGUCACCAUCGCCGAGGCCGAGUUCUACCGGCAGGUCUCAGCCAGUCUCCUGUUCUCUUGCUCCAAAGACCUGGAGGCCUUUAACCCCGAAAGCAAGGAGCUCCUGGAUCUGGUCGAGUUCACGGGCGAGCUACAGAGCCUGCUGGGCUCCACCGUGGAGUGGCUGCACCCCAGCGACACGGGCUCGGACGACUACUGGUGAGCCGCCCGGCCUCCUGUACAGUGUGUUAUAGUGUUAAUCCUUGUGCAUAUGUGUCAUAAUACGGCUAUUUCUGUAAAGAAAGGACACUAUUACAUAUGGAAAUAUCUCUUCUUUAUAUAAGAGAAACGGCCCCAGUCGGAAGGACUUAGCAACGUGUUUUUGUUUUCUUUUUAAACUUUUAAGUCAGUUUUUAUGAAGUUGUUAUAACGUUCCUUUACUUGUCCAUGCACACAUGCUUUGGGAUAUGUUUGUGUUUUUUUUUCUUGGAAGAUUUGUUUUUUUGCUUUUCUUUUUUAAGGAGAAAAAAAAAAAUGAGGAAAGGGAGCGCAACACUUUGACUUAAUUUCACACAAAAGCUCCGAUGGAUGGCCGAGGCCGCAACCAUGUAGUGUGGUCGCAACUGUGUGGUUGGUUUGGGGGUGAAUUCGGUGAUGUUGUAACUUUAUGUUUUGUUUACAGAGUACCUGCUCGGGUCAGGUAAAUGCUAUUGGAUGCAAUCCAGUGGCGUGUAAUAUAAAUUCAAACCAUAUCCACACACAACAACUAAUUGUAUGAAACUUUUAUAUCCUAAUUUAAAAGCUGUGAAAUUAGUUUUCACGCAUCAAACCGGAUUGUUUAUAUGUUUAAACAUUUUAUGCUCUUAUUUAAAGAAGACUUUGAGCUAUUUUUUUCUGUACCCUGUAAAAUAUUGAAAACUAACAAUAUGUUGAGGUUGCUUGAAAAUGUACAUAAAACUAAAAUUUUCUGAAUUGUGUGUUUAUGUUUGAAAUCUGUGUUUUAACUUUGUAAGUAAAUUCUCUGCCUUUGUAUUUAUAUUUUACAAAAAUUUUCUUAAAAGGCAAUAAACCUGUUGAAGAAAGGAGAA
Messenger RNA from Myotis davidii, 5744 nucleotides. It is a transcript of the gene BCOR, whose product is annotated as BCL6 corepressor. Bases 38 to 4879 code for a protein of 1613 amino acids. The transcript is spliced from 18 exons. Gene Ontology annotation, cellular component: nucleus. Gene Ontology annotation, biological process: negative regulation of transcription by RNA polymerase II. Gene Ontology annotation, molecular function: protein binding; transcription corepressor activity. NCBI's taxonomy places the organism in Eukaryota, Metazoa, Chordata, Mammalia, Chiroptera, Vespertilionidae. The record is from RefSeq and is a predicted model, not a curated record.